Ictalurus punctatus (channel catfish) is the source of this 6737-nucleotide messenger RNA. It is a transcript of the gene slc22a23a, whose product is annotated as solute carrier family 22 member 23. Gene Ontology annotation, biological process: transmembrane transport. NCBI's taxonomy places the organism in Eukaryota, Metazoa, Chordata, Actinopteri, Siluriformes, Ictaluridae. Bases 493 to 2973 code for a protein of 826 amino acids. The record is from RefSeq and is a predicted model, not a curated record. Gene Ontology annotation, cellular component: membrane. The transcript is spliced from 10 exons. Gene Ontology annotation, molecular function: transmembrane transporter activity.
UCGCUGUACCGAGGAAAGAGACGGAGACUGAGAGAGACGGAGGGUGAGACAGUAGAACCGACACCGGCACCGGAAUAAACACCGCACACACGUCACCACGCCGCGCGCUCACCGCAGGAUGUCUCACGCGCACACUGGAGGAUGACGGAGUGACGGAUUGAGGGAUUAUGCUCGGUGCAGGAUCGGUGUGCUCGCGCUGCGCAGUUGGACAGGUGUGUUACCUGUGGCGGGCUUCCCGCUUUCCCCUUCCGGCUCCGGCUCCGAUAAGAACCGCGCCACGCGAGCGCCGGUUUAUUCCGGGUUAAAGGUGCGGCUCGGAUUUGGACAGCAGCAGCAGCAGCAGGAGGAGGACGGGACAUACCGCCUCCGUUAACACCGACAGCACAGGCGCGAGACAAUCGGGCCUGUGUUAGUGACAUAAACACCCUUUAUUAUCGUGCCUCUGACGCAGCGCGGAACCGGACACAGCCGGAACCAGACCGGACCGCGGACAUGGCGGAGUCACUGCCGGACCCCGAGGACCAUCAUCAUCAUCCUCCUCCUCCUCCUCUUCCUCUUCCCGCACCACCGGAGAACGGCUUCGUGACACCGGAAGCGCCGUCUCCGGGUCUGAUGCUGUCGCGCGUGGACGGCUGCGUCCUACCUUUCCUGGGCGGGUUCGGUCGGUACCAGAAGCAGCUCGUGGUGCUCACGUGGAUCCCGGCUCUGUUUAUCGGCUUCAGCCAGUUCUCUGACUAUUUCCUGCUUGCGCAACCCAACAGCACAUGCCUGCGGACCAUCAACGGCACCUGGGCGACCGAGCACGAGACCACCACGGCGAUGACCACCGCCAUGACCUCCGCUCCGUUUUUCCCUCACGCGCUUCACACCGCGGCAGUGAGUAACGGGAGCGCGCGAGCCUCGGAGCAUUGCGAGUGCGAGAAUGAGACAUGGACGCACGAGCUGCUGUCAGGACUCACACAGAAUGUGGUGACCAAGUGGAAUCUGGUGUGUGAUUCUUUGUGGAAGGUGCACAUUGCUAAAUUCUCCCUGCUGGUUGGUUCCAUAUUCGGAUACCUGGUUCUCGGAGUGCUGGCUGACUGGUUUGGACGUCACGCGGUGUUGGUGGUGUCGGUGUUCUUCACACUCGUGUUUGGUAUGUCUGUGGCCUUCUCCAUUAACGUCACCAUGUUCAGCACACUCCGCUUCUUUGAGGGCUUCUGGCUCGCUGGGAUCUCCCUCUCCCUCUACGUCCUGAGAAUUGAGCUGUGUCUGCCCGGCUGGCGUUUCUCCAUGACCAUGGUUGCUAACUUUGUGGUGUUAGCAGGGCAGUUGUUAAUGCCGGGGCUUGCUGCCUUGUGCUCUGACUGGAAGAUCCUGCAAGCCGUCAUCAUCUGCCCCCUGUUGCUAAUGCUGUCAUACAUAUGGUUAUUUCCAGAGUCUCUGCGCUGGUUGUUAGCGACGCAGCAGUACACCCGCUCCAAAUGGCUUAUUGAGCGCAUCGCUAAGAAGAACAACACAAACGUGGACACACACGAGCUGAUCACAGAGCUCAACAGGGUUUUGGAGAAGCCACCGAAGAAGACAUGUAUAGUGAAGAUGGUGGGCACAAGGAACCUGUGGAAGAACAUUGUGGUCCUGUGUGUCAACUCGUUAACUGGUUAUGGGAUCCAUCACUGUUUUGCACGCAGUAUGAUGGAUCAGAACAGUGAGCGCGUCACCAUGUUCCAUAACUUCUAUGCUGAUUAUUAUACGUUGGCGGGAAUCGCUGUGGCAACGGGCCUCGCGCUGUGUCCAGCAGUGGGAAUUAUGGGACGUCGGGGGGGUUUACUAUUGUUCAUGAUCAUCACUGCUCUUGCAUCACUACUGCAGCUCGGCCUGCUCAACUUGAUUGGAAAAUAUAGUGUCCAGCUUAAGAUUGAGUCAGAAACUCUGAAGUCAGACUUCCACGUGGCGUUCUCCAUCAUCGGCAUGUUCUCCUCGCAGGCUGUCAGUAAUCUCAGCAUCUUUUUCUGUGCAGAGAUCACCCCCACUGUGAUCAGGGGAGGAGGUUUGGGUCUGGUGUUAGCGAGCGCUGGGUUCGGGAUGCUAACGGCACCCAUCAUGGAGCUGCACAAUCAGAAAGGCUACUUCCUGCACCAUGUGAUUUUCGCCUGCUGCACACUCAUCUGCAUCAUCUGCAUCCUGCUGCUUCCCGAGUCACGCCACCAGCCCCUCCCAGAGUCUCUGUCCGAGGGCGAGGGCUAUACCCGCCACCCCCUGCUGCCCCCACACAAGAAACCUGCUGAACAACGUCACCUGCUGCUUGGCCCCCACAGCCGCAACUAUGCCAAUGAUGAGCAUGCCAAUGACUGCACUAACGACUACUCCAAUGUCAGAGGCACGCCUCUGCGAGAGGUUGCCAUCUCCACUGUUGAGUCCACUGCCUCAUCCACCGUCGCCCCUGAUGACGACCCUGGUGACGAACUUAAUGCUGUGAAACUUAGAGUCCUCAGGCAACUCGACAACUCGACACCUACAACAACGGAUUCACUUCCUGAUCUCAUUGUCAAUGCCCCACCCCCUGAUGCUUCAGAAACCCCCCCCACUCUUCAAAGUAGCCCCUCCCCAGUCAUUCUAGACUGUGAAAACGCGCCCAGAAUGGACGAUGAUGUCACCGAGUCUCCAGUAGGUUCUGCCGUAUCUGCUGUCCUUCCUGAACUCGUAACACCACCCAUUACAAAUGUAGCUCCACCCACACUUUCAUUCUGCCCCCCUCAAUCCUCUUCCUCUCCUAUAGAUUCUGAUCCUCUGCUGUCCCCACCCCCUCAGUCAGGCUCCACCCCUUCAGAGCCUCCUUCACCAGCCACUUUAGAUGAAACUGUGAUACGGUCAUUACCUCUGACUAUGACAGAUCCAGUCCCACCCUCUAAAUUGGACUCAACCAUGUCCUCUCCCAUAGACUCAGCUGUGGACUGUACCAUCAGCGCUGCUAAUGAGGGAGCAUCAUCCUGACUGGCGUCAACAUGGUGGUAAUGUUUCUCAAAUCCUUUGCCUUUGGCUGCUUCCCUCGAGCUGCUGCAAAGGGAUUUACUGACAUGAACAAAAGGGAGGAGCCUGACACCACAGGGUGCUGACUGGAGGAAAUCUACAUCACCAUCUAUAACACUGGAGUCACUGCUGCUGAGUGACCGUGAAGUGAAAAACUCAGAGUAGUGAAACUAACAUUUUACUGACUAAGAGAAAUGGCAGAUGUGGAACUGGCCACAUCCCAAUUCACUGGAAACUAGUUUUAGUGUACUUUUUAUUAGUGUGCUUUGUAAAAAACAAAAGUGCUAAAUGUGACAUGCCCCAAAGGGAAAUUUUCAUUAGCCAAAAGUUGUUUGGUUGUGUGUGUGUGUGUGUGUGUGUGUGUGUGUGUGUGUGUGUGUGUGUGUAGUGCCAAGCCUGAAAGUCUCAAAACUGUCAAACCUGAAUUUAAACCCUAUCCACUAAACCCUAAUCACUAAACCCUCAAGAGUGAAUCGGAGAAUACUAAUCACUAAACCCUGAAGAGUGAAUCACUGAGUACUAAUCACUAAACCCUCAAAUGCGAAUCAGAGAGCACUAAUCACUAAACCCUCAAGAGUGAAUCAGAGAGUACUAAUCACUAAACCCUCAAGAGUGAAUCAGAGAGUACUAAUCACUAAACCCUCAAGAGUGAAUCACAGAGCCCUAAUCACUAAACCCUGAAGAAUGAAUCACAGAGCCCUAAUCACUAAACCCUGAAGAAUGAAUCACAGAGCCCUAAUCACUAAACCCUGAAGAGUGAAUCACAGAGCCCUAAGCACUAAACCCUCAAGAGUGAAUCACAGAGCCCUAAUCACUAAACCCUGAAGUGAAUCAGAGAAUACUAAUCACUAAACCCUCAAGAGUGAAUCAGAGAGCCCUAAUCACUAAACCCUGAAGAGUGAAUCAGAGAGCCCUAAUCACUAAACCCUGAAGAGUGAAUCAGAGAAUACUAAUCACUAAACCCUGAAGAGUGAAUCAGAGAAUACUAAUCACUAAACCCUGAAGAGUGAAUCAGAGAAUACUAAUCACUAAACCCUGAAGAGUGAAUCAGAGAAUACUAAUCACUAAACCCUGAAGAGUGAACCAGAGUACUAAUCACUAAACUCCUCUAUAACCUUUAAAUCGUUCAGAUGGACCAUCAAACCCUAAACCAGUGGUGAUUAAUUGGCCCAUUAAGGUAUUUCACUGGACUGGACCAAGUACUGGAAAAAUACUGAAACAGCUGAUAAAUGUGAAAAAGUUUGUAGUUUCAGUGACUUCAGUUCUCUUAAGAUGAUCCAGUGUGACCUCUGUAGUAGAUCUGUUUCAGUUUUAUCCAAUCACAUGCGUGUCUGUAACUGAUUCAGCUGAAGAAGCUCGAGAGAGAGAGAGAGACAGGAACAGAAGAGUUUUCAUUCACUCUCUCAGAUCUGAUUACUGAAGUGAUGGUCUGACUUUACCUUCACCAUGAAAACAGAUGUUUAAAGAGGAAUAAACGGAGAAGUGUUUCUUCUCUCCCAGUUCCAGUCAGCAUGUGGGUGUUGUGACAGGUUGUUUAUUAACACUGGAAUGUACAGGUACUCUCACGGCUGUGUGUGACGCUGUUACCGCUUUCAUCUUCAGUAAUAUCUUUCUCCUGCGCAGAGUCACGCUCAUGUACCUCAACCGGCUUUUUAUCCUCGCUCCUACCGUUUACAGUUAUAUAUUUAUAAAAUACUAGUUUGUUGUAUUUUGCAGAACAUUUUGUUAGAAAAUUUCGUGGUCAGGGACAAACAAAAGUAAUAACAGUGGGAGUGAGUGGGAGUGGAAUUAAAACACACACACACACACACACACACACACACACACACACACACACACACACACACACACAAACAGCUCUGUUUCAGAGCCCAUGGUGUGAGUUUAAAGUCUUAAAAUCAAGCACCAGUUAGAAACAAAUUAGAAUGGUUUAUUGUUUAUUUAUAGGCAUUAACUAGUCACUAAUGGUGCAGCAUUAAAAGGUCAGUAGUGUUGUCACUCAGUUCCUGAUCUGGAUCUUUAGAAAGGAGGAAUUUUAUGCAACUGGACCUUCACACAUUUUAGUACUGGACUAAACCAUUAACCCCUGACUCUGACCACUAAACCCUCACUAUACUCCACUUUUUAAGUACUGAUGAAGGGAUAGUGAAUGCUGGAGUAACCCCUAAACACUAACCCCUAAACACUAACCCCUAACCACUGUGUUGUAAAGGGAGGGAUGAUGUAAUAAAGCAGAAUGAGACUCCUAAUGCAGGUCAAAGGUCAAACCCUGGGGAGGUGUGUGUGUGUGUGUGUGUGUGUGUGUGUGUGUGUGUGUGUCUAGCAUCAGAAUGUUUCUGUCCACAUCAGGAUGUUUCUGUCCAUGUCACACCUUAUCACCACAGCAACAGAGCAUGUAAACAUGAUGUUGAAGCUAAAGUGAACUAAUGUAAACACUCAUGAUAAUGUAACACACGUGAUGAUGUAAGACAAGUGUGUCAUGGCUUUAAAUGGAUUUUUUUUUAUAUAAGGAAUGUGUAAAUAUAAACACAAACCGAGGGGGCGUGGCUACUUAGGAAGCAAUAAGGUAUUUAUUUACUGACAUUUUACUGCCAUGUGAAUUUUAUUUGAUCUUUUAUAUUAAUGAACAUGGGCGCAUGGAUGGGAUUCACCUCCAGUGUAUAAAUACCGAUAUUAACAUAGUAAUUUACGUAUUUUUCCAGACUAUAUGAAGACGAGUCGCAUACAUGUUUAACUUGGAUUUCACUUUAAUUAGCUUUAACUAUUUUGCUAGCAAGCUUGGCUUUGUAUUUUACAAACACAAUCAAAUAGUUUACUGAAUGUUAGCUAGCGUAGUACCGAACUUUCUAAUAUUAGUCUAGGUGUAGUAUUUUAUGAGAAACUUAAACAAGUUUUAAAACUUGGUGGUGAUGUUACAUGAUCAAGUCUGUGAUUGGCUGAUUAGAUUCGACGUAUGCUCUUUUUGACCCAGAGAUGCUAUUAUAUUAUAUUAUAUAUAUGAUAUUGAAGCUUUUCAUAUUGCACUUUCUCUCCAAUUUGGUCUCCUGCCAGUUCCCACCCACCAGCCAGCUCUCCUGUAGUACAUGAGAGCUACCAGCCAGGGAGCGUGAAGGCUAACGCACGCUUCCUCUGAGACACGUGAAGCCAGCCAAACGCAUCGUAACGAACUGCUGCUCACGCAGCACCAAGGGGCAGCGUAACACACUCGGAGGGAAACGCUUUCCACCCUCUUCCACAUAUAUGAGUGAACAGAUACCCACGAUGGGCUAGUACUGCUGUGAUUGACAGGAGAGAGAGCGUAUGCCCCUCCCACACAGACAGCAUGGACUGUUUUACUCCAUUGGCUUCAGGCCAUAGAUGGCUGCGGCAUCCUCAGUAUUCAAACUUGUGAUAUUGUUCUUUUUCUUUUACAAAUCAGAGACACUUAUAGUCGGGAAAAAUACGCUAAUUUGGAAUAAUUUUGGAUUUACUGCAUCACAUGGAAGAACAGAAAGUGGAAAAAUGGAUCUGUAACUGUGGUUUGAUUUAAUAAAAUACCACGAGUAUUGUUUUAGCAGCAGGGAAAUGAAAAAUUGAAAAUAUAUGAUUAGCCAGUGUUUAAUAUUUUUUUGCCAAACUCACACUUAUGGUGUUUUUUCCCCCUCAAUUCCAUGAGGACAGUGUUCAUGUGUCAGAGAUAAUGUCAUUAAUAAAGAGCAAAAUCAUGUGAAAGAACAGUGCAAACAUAA